This is a messenger RNA of Lactuca saligna, 675 nucleotides long. Lineage: Eukaryota; Viridiplantae; Streptophyta; Magnoliopsida; Asterales; Asteraceae. The record is from the annotation of a GenBank genome assembly.
AUGGAUCAACCUUUCACCACUCUAUUCUCAACACAAUCAACCGAUCCACCAAAUCCAUCAUCACCUGUUGCUGAAACCAUGGAUGUUGAUGAGGAAACUGAUAACGAAGGAUUUGGAGGAACAUUCGAAGCUCUUUCCUUUGAUAAACCUGAAGAAGAUUUCCCUGACCAUAUGCUGAUGACGAUGAAGCAGUUCAAGAUAUUGAAUUCAAAAUUAAAUUCUAUCUUGCAAUCUCAAGCGGAUGUGGGAAGUGUUGGAAUCACUAUCAUGGAAGUUGAUUCCAUAAUAAAGGAAUUGGAAAGCAGGAUCAUUUCGAAGGCAUCAGUGUUAAUACGUGAUUCUGAAAGCCACAUUCUUGAGAAAACUGAUCAGAAUGAUAGUUCUACAGAGAAUAGAAUCAAUUCUCUGAGAUCUGAUUUUCUGAAGGAAGUGAAGGAUUUGAAGACUGUUACGAAGGAGCAUCAUGUGCUCUUUGUACAGGAAGUUAAGAAGGUUCGAGAAGAUGUUAAUAUGCAAAUUUGUGAACUUCGUGAAACAAUGACGAAGGAGGUUCAACAUAUUCUACAAGGGUAUGAAUCAGCACAUCAGAAGAUCGACAUUAUUUGUGAUGCGGUUGUUCAGUGUGUUAAGAUGUUCGAACAACAUUUUGGGGAGUUGGUGAAACUGCUGAAAUAA